AUGCUCUGUGUUCACUCCUCGCGCCUCUGUGCACCUGCUGCGCCACACGGUGCAGCGAUGCGUCUGCUGUGGAUAACGCUGUCCCUCGCCUUGUUGGCCCCAUGCCGCCCUCGCGCUCCGACCUCCCGCUGCGAGCCGGGCUGCGACUGCCGUGGCGAGCUGCGUGUCACCGUCUGCUCCGGCGCCAUGUUCACCCGGAUCCCUGCUCGCCUCCCUCCCACCACCGAACUCCUAGACCUGUCUCGGAACCUCAUCUCCCACAUCCCGGAAGACGCGCUCUCCCACAACCGCAAACUUCGCGUGCUCCUCCUGCAGCGCAACAACAUCAGCGCGGUGGAGGAUGCGGCCUUCGCACACAUGGAGUUUCUGCAGAAGUUGGAUCUGAGCUGGAACCGGAUCCGCUGGUUGAGCCAAGGCUUCUCCUUCGGGUUGACGCUUCUCAGAGAGUUGCAGCUGUCUCACAACUUCCUGACAAUAUUGGACAGUCGUAGUUUCGCGCACUUGGACGGGCUGCAGAAGCUCAACCUGACGGGAAACUUCAUCCACGUGAUCCGCGUCAGAGCCUUCGCGUCCAUGAGUUUGCUCCGGCAGCUUCACUUAGCCGGGAACCAGAUGACGCGGCUCCAGAGCGGGACCUUCUCCAUGCUACGGUCGCUGGAAGUUCUGAACCUGGAAAGGAACCAUCUGAGCGACAUGGACGUGGGGUUGUUCAAGCCGCUGACCAGUAUGACCCUGCUCAACCUGGCACGCAACCAAAUGUCUAAAGUCCACUUCAAGACGUUUGUAGGCAUCCAUACGUACAGCACCCACAUCCUGCUGGAGGGGAACCCCUGGCACUGCGACUGCGACCUCCAGAGAGUGUUCCGGAAGCUUCGCUCGGUCCAGCGUCUUUUCCUGGAUGACUACCACAACCUGAGCUGCCACGAUCCGCCCGUCCUGAAGGGCUACCAGCUCAUGCAUGUGGACACCGAGCUGUGCAUUGCCGAGACCGUCACCGUCCUCAUCAUCAGCAUCACCGUUCUCAUCACCGUGCUGGCCGCCAUGCUGAUGGGCGAGAGGAAGAGGAAGAAGAAGAAGAAGGCCAAGCACUGGACACAGCAGGGAGACAUGUCAGAGGAGUCCGACUAUUAA
Molecule: messenger RNA, 1131 nt
Organism: Knipowitschia caucasica
Lineage: Eukaryota; Metazoa; Chordata; Actinopteri; Gobiiformes; Gobiidae
Source: the annotation of a GenBank genome assembly